Gasterosteus aculeatus aculeatus (three-spined stickleback) is the source of this 3067-nucleotide messenger RNA. It is a transcript of the gene rabggta, whose product is annotated as Rab geranylgeranyltransferase subunit alpha. The record is from RefSeq and is a predicted model, not a curated record. Gene Ontology annotation, cellular component: cytoplasm; Rab-protein geranylgeranyltransferase complex. Gene Ontology annotation, biological process: protein geranylgeranylation. Gene Ontology annotation, molecular function: zinc ion binding; Rab geranylgeranyltransferase activity; protein binding. NCBI's taxonomy places the organism in Eukaryota, Metazoa, Chordata, Actinopteri, Perciformes, Gasterosteidae.
CACGAAAUGACGCUCUCUGUGACGUAGAUUCCAUGAGCCGGAAGUGAGGAAUUGUAGUUGUCAGCGAUCCCGAUAGUGACAAGACGAAUCAAACCACAGCGUGAAAAACAGACGAGAAGCCGAUUAAAAACAGAACUUGUUUGGAGGAAGUGUCCUGCACACUGUGAAAGGAUGCACGGCCGAGUGAAGGUGAAGUCUACAGCCCAGCAGGAGGAGGAGAAGAGAAAGGAGAGGGAGAAGAAGCUGAAGAUUUACGUGGCUGCACGAGAUGCCUGUUUCUCUAAGAGGAAAGAGGGCGUCUGGGACGACGGCGCUCUCCAGAUCACCCAGCAGCUGCUGUCAUCCAACCCUGACUUUGGAACCCUGUGGAACUACAGACGAGAGAUCCUGAUGCACCUGGAGACUGUGAAGGAUGAGGAUGAGGUGCAGAAGAUUUAUGAGGCCGAGCUGUCCUUCCUGGAGUCUUGUCUCAAAGUGAAUCCCAAGUCCUACGGCAGCUGGCACCACCGGGGCUGGGUCUCCACCCGCCUGCCUCGACCCGACUGGGCCAGAGAACUGGGCCUGUGCGAUCGCUGCCUGAACCUUGACGACCGCAACUUCCACUGCUGGGAUUAUCGCCGGAUGGUGGUGAAGAAGUCCGGCGUGCCGGUGGAUCGAGAGCUGGCGUUCACCGACCGCCUCAUCGGCUCCAACUUCUCCAACUACUCCAGCUGGCACUACCGCAGCACGCUGCUGCCGCUGCUCCACCCGGAGUCCCCCGAGCCCCUCCCGUCACCGCGCCGACCGCCCCCCCGCUCCUCCCCGCCGGCUUCCCCGCAGAACCACUCCCAUCGCGUCUGCGAGGCGCAGCUCCUGAAAGAAUAUGAGCUCGUGCAGAACGCUUUCUUCACCGACCCGAAUGACCAGAGCGCCUGGUUCUACUACCGCUGGCUGCUCGGCAGGGCGGAGCGCGAGGAGAUGAUCAGCUGUGUUCUGGUGAGCCGGGAGGAGGAGACCGUGACCGUGGCCUUCUCCAGGCCCGUCGACGCGCAGCCCGGCGGGUUGAUGCUGUUGCUGGACGGUCAGCCGCAGACGGUUGAGUGGAGGAGCGUCCACCCGCGCUUCAAGCACAGCCCGGUGUGGAUCUGUGACCUUCCUCCCGGGACCAUCAGUGAUGUCACCAACGAACACAACCUGACGGUUCACUGGAUGGAGAGACACGCCCACAGGGACUGCGCUCUGUACACAGGUCGGACUGAGAGCUGGUGUCGGGACUCCGCCACCGAUCAGGAACUUUUCAGGAGCGAGCUGUCGGUGGAGAAGACCUCGGUGUUACAGUCCGAGCUGCAGUCCUGCAAACAGCUGCAGGAGCUGGAGCCUCUCAACAAGUGGUGCCUGCUCACCAUCAUCCUCCUGAUGAGGGCGCUGGACCCUCUGGGAUACGAGAAGGAGACGCUGGCUCACUUCCAGACGCUGAGAGAAGUGGACCUCAUGCGCUCUGCGUACUACAGCGACCUGUGCAGCAAGUUCAUGAUUGAGAACACGGUCCUGAAGAUGGAGUACGCUGAAGUGCGCGUCUUCAGCAUCUCCGACAAGAAGCUCACCACCUUAUGCCACCUGGACCAGCUGUUACUGGUCACCCACAUGAACCUGUCGUCCAAUCAGCUGCAGCGACUGCCCCCCCAGUUCUCCAUGCUGCAGUGCCUGGAGGUCCUGGAGGCUGAGAACAACUCGAUAGAAGAUCUGGAAGGCGUCUUUCACCUUCCCAGACUGGAGGAAGUCCUCUUGAAGAAUAACAAAAUCUCCACGCUGGCCGACCUGCGGCCGCUGGCCUCCUGCCCCAAGCUGAAGCGCCUGGAUCUCCGUGGAAACCCCGUCAGCGGGCUGGAGGAGGUGGAGGCGGCGCUGACGGAGCUGCUGCCCUCGGUGGUCGACCUCCUGCUGUGAUGGUUCAUGGGGGGGGGGGGGGCACUGGACUGUGGCUUGUUGCUUUACGGUUUAAUUUGAGAAAGUUUCCUUCACAUGUUUUUUUUUAUUUGAAAUGUUGUGUAACGCCUUAAAAUAUUUGACACUCUACUGUUGCACAGUAAGUCACGAUCCAGUAAUAAAAGCGCACACAUUGUGUCGCUGCCUUCACAAAAGCCUCUUGUGUUCGGCUGCAGAUGUGCAAUGAGUUCAUGAGGUGACGCUAAAGGUGCGUCGAGCUUCAUCAGGUUUCAUCAUUUCUAAAUCGUCCGUUUAAUCGUCUCAUUCAGACUCGUUGAGACACGUAAACGCUUCAAACUGAAUCAUGAACCAAAACCACACCAAGAAACUCAUCCGUCCCCCCAGCGGUGCUGCAGGAGGACUGUGGGGUUCAUCCUCCGGGCACCAUGAACGUGUGUGAAGACCUUUAUGGACAGAGACUUUCCGUUUGGACAAAGACUCCCAGUUUGGACAGAGACUCCCAGUUUGGACAGAGACUUUCAGUAUCGACGGAGACUCCCAAUUUGGACAAAGACUCCCAGUUUGGACAAAGACUUUCAGUUUGGACAAAGACUCCCAGUAUGAUGAAGACUCACAAUCCCUGACUCCUCCGGUCUGAUUUUCGAGGUGAGGUCGGAUCGGCCGCUCCCGCCUUUUGUUUAUUUUCAACAUUUGCGUCACGUUCUGCAGGCGUUGCACAUCCUUCUCACUGACGCAACGGCAGGGGGGAGAUGGGGGAGGAGGAGGGGGAGGAGGUGGGGUGGGAGAGAGCAACCCGACCGGUCGACGCGGAUGACUGGCGCUGCCUUUUUACGUUUCAGCGAAGCGGAGCGAGGGAGUGGCCCCGCCCACAAGGUGCCGUCGAUGGCUGCAUUCCAUUCAGCUGCUUCAGAGGCACCUGCGCCUCUGAAACCUGCGCGUCAUGAACGGGUGAAUGGGAGCAUUACUAUAACUGCUUACAACAACACCCUUAAUUAAGGAGAGUCACUACCUAAGAGAAAAAACAUUUAGCUGUUAGUUUACGUUCACGUCAUUUCAUUUUUCAAUAAAAAUUAAAUGCAAAAAUGAAAUAAACAAAUGAAUGUAAUAACUCAAUAAACGCUCCUCUUGAUGUAGUGAUGAA